Molecule: messenger RNA, 2254 nt
Organism: Eruca vesicaria subsp. sativa (arugula)
Lineage: Eukaryota; Viridiplantae; Streptophyta; Magnoliopsida; Brassicales; Brassicaceae
Source: the annotation of a GenBank genome assembly
CGAAAUAUGAAUUUGCAUUGUACAUUAGAUGUUCGACCAAAUGUCUGAACGAAGUUGUUUGUGUUGUUUAACUCUCAGAUGCUCACUCCCUCGCCGAUUACCUCAACAGCUCUUCAAGACAUCCUCUCACACUGCAAAACAAUCAGACACAUCAAACAACUCCACGCCCACAUCCUCCGUACAGUCUCCGACCAUCACCAACUCAACACCUUUCUCUUCAACCUCUCCUCUUCUUCUUCCUCAAUCAGUUUAAACUACUCCCUCUCCCUCUUCUCAUCUCUCCCCUCUCCACCGAAACCCUUCCUCUUCAAUCUCCUUCUCCGUAACCUCUCUCGUUCACCUCAACCCAGAGCAACGAUCCUCUUCUACCAGAGGAUCAGACAUGCGGGUGGUCGUCUCGAUCAGUUCAGUUUCACUCCGAUUCUUAAAGCAGCAUCGAAAGUCUCCGCCUUGUUCGAGGGUAUGGAGAUUCACGGCCUUGCGUUCAAGACAGCCACGCUUUCAGACCCGUUUGUGAAGACUGCUGUUAUGGAUAUGUACGCUUGUUGCGGUAGGAUUGUCGAGGCGCGCAAGGUGUUCGAUGAAAUGUCUCAUAGAGAUGUUGUUACGUGGAAUACUAUGAUUGAGAGGUAUUGCCGAUGCGGGUUUUUAGAUGAAGCUUUUAAGCUUUUUGAGGAGAUGAAGUGUUCUAAUGUGAUGCCAGAUGAGAUGAUUCUCUGUAACAUUGUUUCCGCAUGUGCUCGUAUUGGGAAUACGAGAUAUAACGGAGUUAUUUACGAGUUUUUGAAAGGGAAUGAUGUUAAGAUGGAUGCUCAUUUGCUGACUGCUCUUGUGACAAUGUAUGCUGGAGCAGGAUCUAUGGAUAUAGCAAGGGAGUUUUAUAAGAUGAUGUCGGUGAGAAGCUUGUUUGUUUCGACAGCUAUGGUUUCCGGGUUCUCAAAAGCUGGGAGGCUCGAGGAUGCUAGGGACGUAUUUGACGAAAUGGAGGAGAAGGAUUUGGUGUGUUGGACGACGAUGAUUUCAGCUUAUGCUGAGAGUGAUCAUCCUGAAGAAGCUUUAAGAGUUUUCGAGGAAAUGUGUCGCUAUGGGACAGAGCCUGAUGAGAUUGCAAUGGGGAGUGUUGUAUCAGCUUGUGCAAGCCUCGGUGUUCUGGAAAAGGGGAAAUGGGUUCAUGAGUACACGCGUUUUAACGGGUUUGAGUCCUCUUUGACAGUGAAUAAUGCUCUCAUUAACAUGUAUGCGAAAUGUGGAGGUUUGGAUGCAGCGAGAGAUGUGUUCGAGAAGAUGCCAACGAGGAAUGUAGUGUCAUGGAGCUCUAUGAUCAAUGCCUUUUCUAUCCAUGGGGAAGCCAAUGAUGCGCUUACCUUAUUCAAUCAAAUGAAACAUGAAAAUGUUGAGCCCAAUGAUGUUACUUUUGUAGGUGUGCUCUAUGGUUGUAGCCACGCAGGGUUAGUCGAAGAAGGCAAGAAGAUCUUUGCAUCAAUGACUGAUGAAUACAACGUUACUCCUAAGCUUGAGCAUUAUGGAUGCAUGGUGGAUCUCUUUGGUCGCGCUAAUCGUUUACCAGAAGCUCUUGAGGUUAUAGAAUCAAUGCCAAUGGCGCCUAACGUAGUCAUAUGGGGAUCACUGAUGUCAGCUUGUAGGGUUCACGGAAUGCUUGAGCUAGGUGAACUUGCAGCCAAGCAGAUUCUCGAGCUGGAACCUGAUCAUGACGGGGCUCUUGUGCUAAUGUCAAAUAUUUACGCGAGAGAACAGAGAUGGGACGAUGUAAGGAAUGUAAGACGAGGAAUGGAGGAAAAGAAUGUGUUAAAGGAGAAGGGUCUUAGCCGGAUUGACUUGAACGGGGAAUCGCAUGAGUUUCUCAUUGGUGACAAAAGACAUAAGGAAUCAGAUGAGAUUUACGCAAAGCUAAAAGAGGUUGUAAAUGAACUGAAGCUGGUGAGUUAUGUUCCAGACUGUGGUAGUGUUUUGGUGGAUGUAUAGGAAGGGAGAGAAGAAGGAUUUGGUUCUAUGUCAUAGCAAAAGGCUCUGGUUCCGUUUGAUGAAUGAGGAGGGAGAAGAAGAGAAAGACUCGAGCCUUGUUAUUCGGAUAGUGAAGAAUCUGAGAGUAUGUGAGGAUUGUAACACUUGUUUAAUAUGGUCUCUAAAGUGUAUGAACGGGGAGAUUAUAGUGAGAGCUCGAACAAGGUUUCACCGUUAUAAAGACGGCUUGUGUUUUUGCAGAGAUUACUGGUAAUGGGCAAAAAUCUUUAAG